CAGGCUGAGAGGAGCGAUGAAGAUUACACCGGACAGCAGCCCCUUUUUUGUGCUGAAUGUGGGCGCCCCUGUGGUACCCUGCUUGUAGACCUCAGCUUGGCCGCGAACACCAUCCGUCGAGAUGAGCUGCUGAACGUUGUUCGCCACACCGACGGGGCUGAUGCAGUCUUCCGAUGGCUGGACUUUGCGACCAAGUCGCAAGGGCUUCCAGGCGAAGGUAUGCCCAGCGGUAUUGCUGGACCUGCCAGUCCAACAAGGUCACUGGGGUUGUUUGUCCUGGAAGAUGUGGCUGAGGAAUCGGAUGAGGCAAAGUGGUGCUUUUGCUCACAACACUGCCGGGGGAGGUUUCUCCCCUUGCCCAUGGAAGCAUCACCGCUGCUGCUUGCAGCCAGCAAGCUCAUUUUGAGGGCGGCCUCAGAAGGCUCGGGCGAAGUCCUAAUGGCACAGUGUCAUGGCUGCGACUUUUCUCACGAUGGAGCCUCCAUGUCAGUUCUAGAUGUGCAGUUUCUUUCAUGCUAGGGGCAAGAAGCUACUAGGGGGGCUCCUGGCAUCGCUACUUUGGGAAAGAUGUUUGUUUGAUCUCAACCUUCAGCCGUCCAUGCUCGAGGCUUCAGCCGUUGCUGCAAUGCGUGUCCAGGCCGAAGCUCUUGAUGAGCCAUGGUUCGGUGAAACGCAGCUGGCUCCGUUUG
Durusdinium trenchii is the source of this 689-nucleotide messenger RNA. Lineage: Eukaryota; Dinophyceae; Suessiales; Symbiodiniaceae. The record is from the annotation of a GenBank genome assembly.